AUGGGUACAGGGGUGCAGCAAUGGAUACAGGAGCUCCGAUCGCAUUAUGGGAGUUCCAUCGACCGAGUGAAGCCGUACUUCGAAGCCGCUGCCACCUUCCGGUCUGCCUCCGAGCGCGUUCAGGUGGUGAUGAAAGAGUUCUGCGCUGCGGCUUCCCAGUACAGCCAAGCCAAGGCGGACCUUAGAAAUAUCGAGACGCGACUGGCCUACGGGGCGCACAAGGUGCGUCUUGAUCGAGACCAGCAAGAUGGCCUUUCUCGUGCCACUGUGCGGGUGCUAAAAUGCCGACAGGACCGUGACCGACGAGAGCAAGACUAUGCAGAGAGCCUCCGAGAAUACGAGGAGGCAAAGCAAGCAUGUGAAUCGUGGCGAUCGCAGCUUGGUGAUGCCCUGAUCAAGCGAUAUGAACCUGUGUUCAGGCAGCUGCAGCAGCAUCAGAGCACCUUACGGACUGAGCGGCAGCGCAUCCAAGGCUUCACAGAGCGCGCAGCUUCAGCAAAAGGGAUCUACAACAAAUCAUUAGCGGAGCUUGAUCGCAUCAAUGUUGCUGUGCACGAAGCUCGUGCGGUGGCGAAGGAGGCCACAGCACCGCAGCCGCCGCCGCCCCCGGCCGUGCCGCCGGUGCCGCCGGCUGCGCCGGAAGAGGCGCCCGAGGCGCCGGAAGUGACUGUGGCAGCUAAGGAGCCCGAGAUGCCACAGGAGCGUACCACUGAUGCUGCAAAAGAAGUGUUUACCGAGGAUUUGCCACUUGGGCAGACCGAAAACCGACAUGGAGAUUGA
Cladocopium goreaui is the source of this 780-nucleotide messenger RNA. Lineage: Eukaryota; Dinophyceae; Suessiales; Symbiodiniaceae. The record is from the annotation of a GenBank genome assembly.